AUGGACACAGACACAGGCAUGCACCAAAACCAACACAACAACCAACAGUUCAAAACCCUGCACAACAACCACCUCCACAACCAGCACAACAACCAACAGUUCAAAACCCUGCACAACAACCACCUCCACAACCAGCACAGCAACCAACAGUUCAAAACCCUGCACAACAACAACCACAAACAGAGCAAGGACAUAAAAGAAGUAGAGAACAAGGAAACCAAGAAUUCUUAA
Trichomonas vaginalis G3 is the source of this 231-nucleotide messenger RNA. RefSeq names its product protein of unknown function, DUF4106 family. The record is from RefSeq and is a predicted model, not a curated record. Lineage: Eukaryota; Parabasalia; Trichomonadida; Trichomonadidae. The coding region runs from base 1 to 231 and encodes 76 amino acids. The transcript has a single exon.